Papaver somniferum (opium poppy) is the source of this 1444-nucleotide messenger RNA. RefSeq names its product methyltransferase-like protein 6. The transcript is spliced from 7 exons. NCBI's taxonomy places the organism in Eukaryota, Viridiplantae, Streptophyta, Magnoliopsida, Ranunculales, Papaveraceae. Bases 80 to 1030 code for a protein of 316 amino acids. The record is from RefSeq and is a predicted model, not a curated record.
CCCCCAAAAAUGCGUUCGUCAGUAGCAUCUCCAUCAUCAGUCGUCCUGGUCUGCGACGCUGCAGAGUUCGCAAAAGAGUAUGGAACUCAAGGAGGCGCAGUAUUUUUCGAAAGAUUUCGAGUGGGAGAAGCUCAGAGAAGAAAUCGAAAAUGAUAUUUCUCUUCGUUACCAUCUAGAAUCCCCUCCAUCAUCAUCAUCUUUUUCUCUUUCAAAAGAUUCUGAGGCAUGGCAAAAUUUCCACAGUCGUCACUACUCUGGAAGGUUCUUCAAGGAAAGGAGGUAUUUAUUGAAAGAAUUUCCAGAAUUACUUGAUUGUGAUGAAAAUUCUAAGGUUUUGGAGAUUGGAUGUGGGAAUGGUAGCACUGUUCUGCCCAUUUUACGUGGCAAACACAGCACCAUUGUAUAUGCUUGUGAUUGUAGCAUGGAGGCUCUUGAUAGAGCGAAGGAAAUAAUAGAAACAGCUGAUGGGGUCUCAGCCAAGCAUCGGUUUUGUCCAUUUGUCUGUGACUUUUCUGUGAAUAAAUUUCCAAAUUGGCUGAUUUGUAAUACCUGUCGUAGAAUAUCUAUGAAACAGCUGGUGGUUUGUGAAACAGAUGUUAAAGAUGACAAAGAUACAGAUUUAGGUGCAUCAACCGCCUUGAAGGAAGCCCAAUGUUGUGUAGGUGGGGUUAAUUUUGUUACCUUGAUGUUCACAUUAUCAGCUGUACCAUCUGAAAAGAUGCCACCAGCAAUUGCAGAAUGCCUUGCUGUUCUAAGGCCUGGUGGCGUGCUCCUAUUCAGAGAUUAUGGUCUUUAUGACAUGACAAUGCUUCGAUUUCCAGCAAACCAAAGAAUAGGAUUAAGGGAGUACGUGCGAUCUGAUGGAACACGUUCUUACCUCUUCUGCCUUGAAACAGUGAGGGAGCUUUUUGUUGCUGCAGGUUUUAUUGAGCUUGAGCUUGAUUACUGUUGCAUCAACUCAGUGAACCGUCGAAAUGGGAAGAGCAUGCGGAGAGUUUGGGUUCAUGGAAAGUUUCAAAAGCCCAUUUGAUACGUAACACAUUGAGGUGCAUUUACAUGGAAAACGGGAGAACAAUAUUUAGUUUUUGUUGUAGCUUUAGUUUUUCUUUUUUAAUUACAUAAAAAUAUUACACGUGUAAUGUUUAAGGACAACUGAGAUUUUCUAGUUUAGAAGUUAUGAUCUUGAUUGAAGUAGAAAAUCAUGAGUACGGCACCAAAAUUCUGUAAUGUUCUACCCAGCAAGUCAGAUAUUCUGGGACGUUUGAGAACUAGAAGUCUAAUUUCUUUUUUACAGUCCCAACCAUAACAAAAAUGUAUUUUUGUAAACCACAUUGUACCUAAAGCAUUCAGGUUAGUAGAUAAAUGUAUUUCUUUCUCGUUUCUUUUUGUUCUUCUUUACAUUGAAAAGUUUUUCCUGCUUAAUGAACCAAAGCAAGUAAUUUAG